Molecule: messenger RNA, 1014 nt
Organism: Trichoderma gamsii
Lineage: Eukaryota; Fungi; Ascomycota; Sordariomycetes; Hypocreales; Hypocreaceae
Exons: 1
Coding region: 1-1014 (337 amino acids)
Source: RefSeq, a predicted model, not a curated record
AUGAUCUCUUCAUUACAUCUCCUCCUAUUGGCUCUGGCCAGCUGCCAGACUACUCAAGCUUUCAUGGCCUCUCCAAGAGAUGGCACCAGCGACGCCGAUUCCACUUCAUCCAAAAGCCUCUCUACAUCCGCCAUCAUCGGCAUCAUUGUUGGCAUUGUCAUCAUCUUCGCACUCGCCACUGUCUUAUUCGCCGUCUAUUUUGCUCGCCAGAGGAACGCCCCUCCUCCCUUUUACGAGCAACGCUACUAUUAUAGACAAGACAUUGAGGCGUCUCCCAAAACUAUGGUUGAGCCUUGGGUAUAUGUGGCCCACCAGUCUCAUUACCCAGAGGUCUCCAGAGACGGCUCUGUUGGGACAAAUGGCGAGUUUUACAACCACAUGGAGAAUGCUGCUCGUUCAGGCCACAUACAGCUCACUCAUGAUCCGAGAUCUGUCAUCCAUGGCCCCGAUAACGCCAUGCCUGCUCAUCACGCCUAUGACCCGAAUGCCGUCUCCAAGCAAGCCAGAGACGCAAUCUCAAGCCAUUCUCUGCCGACUCCUCAGCCAAUACACAAACGCAGGCCAGGCACUCCCGACUCGUUCAUCAUCCGAGCCUAUAAAUCCGCCGUAGAGAACGCUUCUCGGCCAUCUGAGCCGCAGCCACUCCCUACACCAGGGCAGUCUGUGUUAUCAUCUCCAUCUGAGCCCAGCUCUUCGCCAACAUUGGUUGGAUCUUCGUCCCGAUGGUCCAGACUUUCUUCGCUCUCUUUGCCCAAGCUAUAUAUUCCAAAGAAAGCUCCACCGCCGAGUCUCGUGCUUCAGCCCCUGGCUACAAGACCUGGAGACGCUGCAGAUCAUCAGCUGCACAUCACACCUCCUCUCUUGAGCGAUCCUCGGUUCAUUGAUAGGCCACUCGGCGCGGGCGUCGUUGUCCUCGAGCGAAACCGUCCAGCUACUCCGAACGACAGCGAGAAGUAUUCUGCCUAUAAGGAUGUGCCAUUAGCCAGCGGGAAGAGCAUAUUGUACGGGAUGUGA